AUCUUCGCACAUGUUUUGCGGAUACUGCUCUAUAAACAUGCAUCGCCGACGGCAUGCGGCAACGGCGGACGGCCUUAGAACCGGCCACUCGCCAGUCAACUGUCGAUCGAGAAGCAGAUUUAGAUGUAUACAUUAUGAGUUGCGAUGCGAUCGUGUACUUAUAACAACGGUUUUUGUUAGUCAAAAGGGAAGUAUUAAACGUUAUUCGUAAAUUUUUGUACUGAAAAAAGUUUAAUUAAGUGGUCAGUGCUUAUGUGUGGGUGUUUAAUGAAACACUUAAUUUUAAGUUAUAUCGAGUGAAUUUUUUGUAAACCAAGCAAACAUGCCUUGGACAGAAGCAGAGAAAAAACUUAUGAUUGAAAUUCGGUCGUUGACUUCUAAGAGUCUUGUCAACCCCGAGUAUGAAGAAAUUACCGACUCAAGUAUCUCGGAAAUUUCUUCCGACAUAGGGGGUCAGACAGAGCAACACCACAAGAGCGAUGAUUCAACUCGGGGUGGUAGUAGCUGUGAGCGCGACUACCACGACUGUUCGAUAGUCGUCGUAACUUCCAAGAACAAAGAUAAGUCCAAAGGGUCCAAUGUCACCGACGAUUCCUGCGUCGACAUGUCUAUUUCACCAGCGAGCAGUAACGCAAAUCAACUUUAUUAUGAUGCAGAUGACGAGCACACGGCGUUCGGUGAUAACGAGACAUUUUGCGCGUACGACAACUUUGAUAUACUACCAAAUAUAGUAGCCGGUUACGACGAGUCGAGCUGCACAUUCGAUCAAAAUCCAGUCUCAAAAAAUUACUUGAUCCAGAGUUAUGAUCCUCGUUUUUACGAGGAUCCUGAUAUUUUUGGCCCCAGUGGUAACAACGACCCCCAAAGUUUCAAUCCUGAUUAUGAUGAGCCCGCAAAAAGAUAUUUAUUGAACAGCUACGAUUCCCGUUUUUGCUGCGAUGAUCCUAAUACUUCUACAAUCAAUAUCUGCGAGCACAGUUCGUUUCCUAUUGACGCUGAUUGUUUUGAUAUCAAACCAAACAUUGAUUUCCACAGUGAUGAUUAUGAUAACGUUUAUACCUCGCGCAUUGCCCUCGAUGUUUACGACCAGAUGAAAAAGUCAAAAGCUGACGAACAAAAUUUAUUCAAAAGAAGGAAAGAUUUUGCUGUAUCCAGCAACAGUUAUUACAACAAAGAAACAGAUAAAUUUUUGAGCAAUUGUCAAGAAAAAGCUGAUGAUUCUUUUGAUCUCAAUAAAAACCAUAAUAAUGCAGAUGCUAGCUAUAUGAGCAACACUGAUGUUCAUAAUAUUUACUUUACUGAGAAUAGUGAUGACGCAAAAAAUGAUUGCAAUAAUGUCAAUAGCAAUUUUGUUUCUCACAAUUUUCAUGAGAAUAAUUGUUCAGAAAAAAACUUUAGUCACAAUAGUUUAAACAAAUUUAAUAUACGCUCUAGUAACGAUUUUAAACAUAGUUGCAUAAAUAUGCUUAGCAGCAAUACAAGUACUCAACAAAAUGAUUUUCUUAAAAUAAAAGUUGAACCUGCAGAUGAUAAUUGCAAUGACAGAUUUAGUUUCAAUGAAAAAUACUGUACAGAUGUUUACAGUAAUCAUCAUUUGACAAAUGAUUGUAGUAUAGAAAAAUUGGAAAGUGUUACUGAAAAUUGUAAUUUUGAAAAAUUUCAGUACUUGAAAUUUACAUACAUUCACAGUGAAGAAAUGAAUUAUUUUAAAGAAGGUAGUUUAGAUAGCAGGAGCAAUUUCAAUAAUCGCUCCAUGCUUGACAAAAAUUCAACUCACUCAGAUGGAAGCUAUGAUUCAGACUACGAUGAAGAAAUUAAUAAUAUGUUAGAUUCAUUGGUCCCAGAAGAUGAAGACGGCGUAACAGACCCUUUAGAUAACAAAGAGAAUAAUAUUUUAGAAGAAAAAACAAUAGAUGAUAACUUGGACUUGAGAAUAAAUAAAAUUGAAGAUGUUAAUAGUGCAGAUAAUAAUAGCGAACUAACAGAAAAUCCUGAUUGGUAUGAGAAAAUGUUACAAGACAAAAUUAAAGAAGCCAAAAGACGUUUAGAAUGUGUAAGUAAUCAUGCUUGUUGCGUUGACAACAUAUCAAGAGCCUAUAUACUUCGUAUGGAGCAAGACCACAAUGCACCUUUAUGUCAAAUGGAUAUACCCAGGCAUAUACCAUUAAAUUUACCUUGGAACAAUUUUUGGAAAUUCACUUGUGAAGUUGGUUGUAAAUAUAGAAAAGACCCUCCCCCAGAGCAUGCACAUGUUAAUUGCGAAGAAUUGAUGAUGGUGCACAGUGAAACUGAUACAGUCAUCAAUAGUAAAAGUUCGGCAAAUUGUGAAUUUCCAGAUUUCAUUAUAGAAACUGUUAAUAUGUUUCAAGAAUUUGCAUAUAAAACUACAAGAGAUCCAAAUUUUGAAAUAACUGAUGAAGUAUAUGACACUUUUUAUGAAAAACCAAUAUGGACAUACAUCACAAUCAGAUCCAAUUACAACAACGAAAUUCAAUUGACAGUUUGUGGCAAGGGUGUUUCUGGGCUGAUAAAACCCUUAAAAAAAUAUUUCACUACUGGAUCCGGAAAAGCUUGCAAUGUAACAUCAUUGUACUACAUAAAUCAAAAGAGAUCAUUGAAAAAAGGAGGGAACUCCAUUCCUUUAUAUUUAACAGGAACAUUACAGCUAAUAGAUAAAGUUGCAAAUUUAGAACUGAUUUAUAAUCCUAAAUCAUGGAAAUCAUUUAACUCCAAACAGACAGAGCUUAUGGGAAAUUUUUUGUGUAAUUAUUUAGAUCCUAAUCCUGAGAUAACUGUACUUGAAAUUGGUUGUGGUAUUGGAGUCCUCAGUUUGAUUCUCUCACAAAGAGCUAAAGAAGUUAUUGGCCUAAAUUUAUCAGAAGAUGAACUUGCAAUUGCUGAGGAGAUAAAAAAUCAUAAUGCAAUACGAAACGUAGAAUUUGUCCAGUCUGGUCCUAAAGAAAUAUAUGACAAAUGUUGCUCAAAACUUAGUAAAUCAUUAUCUGUAGCAAUUAUCAAUUUGAAUUCAAUUUAUGGAAAAUAUCCUUCAACAAUAGCAAUAUUGAGAGAUUUGCCUAGUAUUGGAAGAGCCAUCAUUUAUGGCCCUUACACUCAGGAACAUGCAAAGUACUUUAGUAUGUUAACAUCUCCAGGAAGAAAAUAUAAAGAUGAAUUUUUACCCAGGAAAUCUUGUAUCAUUGAUAAAUCUCCAAGCAAAGUUGAUGCAUUUAACAUUGCAAUUUUAUUUGAAAGACACUCUCUUGUUGAUGCAAUUACUGGAGAAUUCAGAACUGAUAUUGAUAAAUCAUUGUGGUCAGCCAGAGAUGAAGCUCAUAAUAAGGGUCGCCAUAGAAUUUUUAAUUCUAGUCUUGAAGAUACUUCUAAGGGUACUGCAGAAAUUAAACGUGUAAAGCCAAAAAAUUGGCUCCCUAUUAAAAAAUUAGAUGCAGAUGUACCAUUGAAAAAGAAAGACUUGAAAAGAUUGUAUGAUUUUUAUUCACCAAUAUCUUCUAAAGUUGCUGAAGAACGUCAGGAAGAAAGAGAACAGGUUAUAAAACUAGAAAAUGAGAGAAUGGAAGCAUUGAAAUCUUUACGAAUCAAUAGUGUUUCUUCAGAUUGUUCAGAAACGUCUGUUAAGAUAAAAUCCGAACCAUCUGAUUCAAGUUCUUCUAAAUCUCCCAGAUAUGGACCUUUGCAACUUACAAAAGAACAGAUGGAAGAUCCAAAUUAUAAUCCAUUUAGAAUAUCCAAACCGCAUGAUUAUUCAAAAUUGGAGCGUAUACCUGCUACAUCUUCAUAUGCAGUUAAAUUGGUUAAUAACCGCAAAAUUAAACGUAUUGCUUACGAUAGUCCAUUAUUGCCUAUGGAAACAGAUGAUGAUAGCGCAUCAUCCUCCUCUAAACAAGGUUCUAAUACUGAUUCUUCAAAGCAAAGUAAUAAGCAACAAUUUAAAUUAAUAUGGCCUGAAAUUGUGAGUUUACCACCAUGUAAAUGGGAUACUCCAAGUCCAUCUUCUAAAAGAAAUUCAACAUCUAGUAAAAAAAGUAAUGAGAGAUGGGAUACUCCAAGUCCACCACCAAAAGAAAAAGAUGAUUGUUGGAAUUCUUCUUCAAAAUCGUCUCCACUAUUCUAUACUCAAAAUGUUCCAUUUUUUAAACCAAUAACUUACAACGAGUAUGACAGCAGCAGAAAAAGUUCUAGUCUCAGUCCUUCUCGUGAUUUUCUGGCGAGGAAAACAUCAUCUUCCUACCAUCGCAGUUCACUAUCAUCACCUCGCAGGCGAUCACCAGAACAUCGUUAUUCCGCACGAGAUAGGUGGAACUCUCCGAGUCCACGUAGGCGUUCGUCGUAUCGUGCAACGACUCCAACGCGUAUUAAACGGGAAAUUUCAAGUCCAAGGCGAAAUUCAUCGUACCGAUUAUCUACCCCAACACGCAUUAAACGAGAAAUUUUAAGUCCAUCUACUCCAACGCGCGGAAGGCGGGAAACUUCAACUCCACGGCGACAUUCAAAGCGUUCAUCAUCUACACCUACUCGUGAUGGAUGGAAUACUCCGAGUCCACGACGGGAAUCAUUGUAUAGAUCACCUACACCAGAACAAUUUUUAUCUCGUAGUGUUCCUUCAAUCGUUGAUAAAGCCAUUGCAUUGAUGAACCGUGAAAAUAAAACUUCAUCUCUCAAAACGAAAUCAAAACUAGAAAAACGAGAAAAACAAGAAAAACGAGAAAAACAAGAUGACAGCGAAAAUGAAGAACCUGGUGAACGUGUUGAGCAAUUAGAAACUGUGAAUAUUGCCAAUGAUGAUGAAAUUGAAAUACUGCCGUUACCUCCUAAAAAAGAGAUUAAAUGUGAAGUACUAACGGAUAGCGACGAUGAAGCAGUUCAAACCAUUAAAUACAUAGCCAAGCCAGUCUCGAUCAAGAAGGAACCCGGCACAGAUUCAGAAUCGCUCAAGGAUAAAACUGACGAGCUUGAUUUGCAGCACAUGAAAACACCAGUCAUCACUCCAGCAGCUUUGAAUCUUCAGGAAUCUUCAAAAAAAAUUACUGACUUCACUAACACUGAAGGCUUCCAAUUCCAGAUUCACUCAGAUCAUUCGUAUUUAGAAAUGUUAUCGACUAAAGGUAAAAUGGAUCUGAAUACCAAAGUAGUUGAUAAUCAACUAGCAUCGAAAAACGUUGCUGUAAAAGAAAGAAACGUAAAAGAUAAAGAUGAAAUACAUACCUCCAAAAAAAGGAAAGGUGUAGAUGGGGAUCUGAGAUAUCUCAUUGAGAAAAAGAAAAUUUUGCAAAAGCAAUUAGAGCACGAAAUGAAAUUAAAACAGAAUAUACGUACAAAAAGUAGAUCUAUUUCACCACCCUCGCCUCCAAGAAUGUAUGACAGGAGUAGACGCACCUUCAAGAGAUCGCCGUCAACGCGAAGACGUUCACCAACACCAAAAGAAGAAAUAAUACGGAAUCGAAAACGGUCUGUGUCUCCAAGGUCGACGCUCGCCUUCACCGAGAACGAGGCGGUCGCGCUCCCCUGUCCUGAAAUACAGGCGUUCUCGUUCACGGACGCCAAAAAAUCUACGUUCGCGUUCUGGUUCUCUAGUACGCACGACAAAAAUACACUACCCAAAUAG
Molecule: messenger RNA, 5623 nt
Organism: Trichogramma pretiosum
Lineage: Eukaryota; Metazoa; Arthropoda; Insecta; Hymenoptera; Trichogrammatidae
Exons: 11
Coding region: 323-5623 (1766 amino acids)
Source: RefSeq, a predicted model, not a curated record